GAGCAGGCCACUCCAUGGGCCUGGAGUCCUGGAGGUUGCAUUAAAGGUUUUCCUCCAUUUUCACUGUGACUUCAUAUAUGGCAUACUCCCUCCCUAUGUUGCUCCUCUCCAUCCCAACGCCCAAGAGAGGAGAAAGAUAGAGAGAAUGGGUCAUAACUACCCAUAAGCAGGGGCCUUGGACUUUUUGAUGGGUACUUUGAGCUAGCUCUACCAGGUCCAACUUCCUACACCUUUCUUGCUCCUCUCAUCUCCAUUCCCAAGCACACAACACACCAUACAUACAACAGGGCUAUUUAGCAUAUAUAGGUGCUAGUAGUAAGAGUGCAAGGACACACUAGUAGAGCAAAGGUUUCAUUCAUACAUGGCUCUCGCCACUCUCCUGCUCCCCUCCUCCACGGCCAGCAAGGCCGACGCCGGCGACCACUCCGACAGCCGGCGGCAUGACCACCACCACGGUAGCAAGCGCAAGAAGAAGCCACCGCCAUCACCGCAACCGUCGCUCUCGUCGGCGCCAAGAACCCCGCCAGGCGCACGAAGCCAGCGCGGCAUGGCCGUGGCCGCGUCAUCCAAGAAGAGCCCCAAGGUCGCCGCGGCGGCGGCGGCCAAGAACCGCCCCCAGUACCAGCAGCACCGAGCCCAGUCGACGAAGAAGGCUGCGGCGACGUCCUCCUCCUCCUCGUCCUCGUCGUCAUGGGAGCAGGUGAAGAGCCUGCUGAGCUGCCGGAGCGCGACGGCGGCGGCGCGCGUGCAUGACCCGGCGGCGCCCUCGGCGCUGGCGCGGCUCCGCGGCAGCGGCGCGGGUGCCUGCGGCGCCUCGCUCUGCGCCAUGCGCGACGUGGUCGACGCCGCCUCCUCCGCCGCGUCGUCCGCCGCCGCGUCCGCGUCCGCGUCCGCCGACCGCGACACCGCUCCGCUGAACCGCCGCCGCGCGCACCGCGCUGGCUCGUCCUCGUCCUCCGCUGCCGGCGCCGGCCACCACUCCUCCCUGCGCGGCCUCUCCGGCUGCUACGAGUGCCGCGCCAUCAACGUCGAGCCCAUGUCGAGGCGGUACCCGAGGCCGAGGGAGCUGUGCGCCUGCCCGCAGUGCGGCGAGGUGUUCACCAAGGCCGACAGCUUGGAGCACCACCAGGCCAUUCGCCAUGCAGUGUCGGAGCUUGGACCCGAGGACUCCGGCCGCAACAUCGUGGAGAUCAUCUUCAAGUCCAGCUGGCAGAAGCGGGACCGCCCCAUCUGCCACAUCGACCGCAUCCUCAAGGUGCACAACGCGCCGCGCACCGUCGCCAGGUUCGAGGCCUACCGCGACGCCGUGCGCUCCCGCUGCCGAGCCACGGCGGCCCGGGCAGCCGCCGACGGCAACGAGCUGCUCAGGUUCCACUCCGCGCCGCUCGCGUGCGCGCUCGGGCUCAGCGGCGCCACGUCCCUCUGCGCCGGCGCCGCCGCCGACUCGUCCAGCAGGAGUAACACGGCUGACACGGCAGCGUCGUCGUCCUCCUCCUCGGCGGCAGGUCCUUCCACCGCCGCCACGUGCUGCGGCGUGUGCACGGCCAUCCGGCACGGGUUCGCGCCGUGGGUGGGCGCGCACCCGCUCGGCGUGCGCACCACGGCCAGCAGCGGCCGCGCGCACGACUGCGGCUCAUCGGCGAUGUCGUCGGCGCAGGCAGCGAACGCUGAUGACAACGGUGGCUGCCGCGCCAUGCUGGUGUGCCGCGUCAUCGCCGGCCGCGUCCGCCGCGACGGCGACGCCUGCACGUCCGCGGCCGGGGAGGAGGGCCCGUUCGACUCGGUGGCCGGAGAGGAUGCCGCCAGCAGCAGCGUGUACGGCAACCUCGAGGAGCUCUUCGUGGCCAACCCCAGGGCCAUCCUGCCGUGCUUCGUCGUCAUCUACCGUGUGCUUGAAUCUUAAUUGAAUGAACUACACUAUGCUUCUUAAUCACUUCAUAUACAUUUUGUGGUACUAAACAAGAAUGGCGACCAAGAUCUCAUGUCUGUGUUAGUUUUUCUUCAUUUUCUUGUGAAAUACUACUACUUUUAUAUGCCCCAUAUAUAUAUUAUGUUUGUAACAUUUUAUUUUGUAGUUUCAUCGUCAAUAUAUGUAUAUGUAUAUAUAUGAAAAAAAGUUAAAAGAAGGAUGAUUCGCUAGUUUA
This is a messenger RNA of Panicum hallii, 2144 nucleotides long. RefSeq lists its product as uncharacterized. The transcript is spliced from 3 exons. The record is from RefSeq and is a predicted model, not a curated record. Bases 362 to 1903 code for a protein of 513 amino acids. NCBI's taxonomy places the organism in Eukaryota, Viridiplantae, Streptophyta, Magnoliopsida, Poales, Poaceae.